CAAGUAGUAUCCAACGGUGGUCAAAUUUGAGACUAUUGAUUCCAACGCCAUCAACUAUUCAUUAGCAGUGUCGAAUUCAAAUUUGAAAAAGGAAUCUGUAAAUUCUCCAUUUUUAACGGUCAAACUCUGAAGUCCGAUCAGAAACGAUGUUCAAGAGAGACGACUACAUUCGAACUAAUCACGACGCCGUCUCUUCCAAGUGGCAGGGUUUCGCCCGAUCCAUGCUUCUGCGUAAACCCGUCUCAGAAACUGCAGAAUUACGCAAGAUUUUUGCGGACUACUCCUUAAUUUCUCGAGAUUUAGGUCCAAAGAUUCUGAUAGGAGCCAGCGAUAAGGAAAAUUUCAGAAAAGGGAAAGAUCGUGUAGGUAGAUACAGAGUCCAAGGAGCCUUCCCGGGUCUGUUUGAGCUCGGUCAUGACCAUGGCCGAAAAGAUGAUGUUCUUGUGGCUAAUCUUGGUCAAGCUGAAAGUGAAAGCAUUAGAUCUCGGCUCCGGUCUUAUACUAGAUCUUUUGCUCAUCAUGACUUUCUUAAGCAGGGUUUGUCUCAAACAAUUCUUCCUACUACUCAGAACAAAAGUGGCAACCGAACCGAAGAGAAGAAGUCUGAUUCUGCAGAAGAGAGAGAGGUCAGUUCUGAUGCUGCUGAGAAGGAGGGUAAUUCUCUUCCAUCUCUACUUAGACUCAGUCGGUCCAGACCUCAACCGGUUUCAGACAGACAUGAUGACAUAGUUGAUGGGUCUGACUCUGCUUCUGUUUGUGGAGUCUUACUAGAAGAUGGUACUACUUGCUCUACAACUCCAAUCAAAGGAAGAAAGAGAUGCUCAGAGCAUAAAGGGAAGAGACUUUCACGUGUUUCCCCCGAAAAACACAUACCGUGUGAAGCUCCUACUGUAAGAGAAUGCGAAGAAACUGACAAUAUAUGUGGAGUGAUUUUACCUGACAUGGUACGUUGCAGAACAAAACCUGUUUCAAGGAGAAGACGAUGCGAGGAUCACAAGGGAAUGAGAGUUAACGCCUUCUUCUUUCUGCUGAACCCAACAGAACGUGAUAAGGCCGUCAAAGAGGAUAAAUCCAAAUCCGAGACAUGUACAGGCAUGAACCAAGAGGAUCCAAGUCCGGGUCUUUUUUGUGAAGCUACAACAAAGAAUGGUUUGCCUUGUACAAGAAGUGCUCCUGAAGGAAGCAGAAGAUGUUGGCAGCACAAAGAUAAAACUUUGAACCACGGAUCAUCCGAAAAUGUUCAGUCAGCAACUGUAAGUCAAGUAAUUUGUGGCUUUAAGCUGUACAAUGGAUCGGUAUGCGAGAAAUCUCCAGUGAAAGGGCGGAAGAGAUGUGAGGAGCACAAGGGGAUGAGAAUCACAUCUUAAAUUCAAAGCAUUAGAGUAAAUCCUUUUGUAAGUACCUAACCAGGAUGUUAUGUACCGAGCCGGUUUGGUAUUGGUAAAAUCUGUUGACUUACCGUAUCAUACUUGAACUCUAGAUAAUAAGGUUCUAUGAAUUAACUAAGUAGAUGCAAGUUAAUCGAACCUAAUAUGCUUUUCUGUAAGAGCAGCUUUAUUGUUCUCCAUCAAUGUCUCUGUAAUAAACUUUGCUGCUUUCUGCCAUAAUGUAGAAGCUGCCCGCAAACAAGCUCAAUAGUCAAUACUCAUAUGUGUA
Arabidopsis lyrata subsp. lyrata is the source of this 1656-nucleotide messenger RNA. RefSeq names its product protein EFFECTOR OF TRANSCRIPTION 1. The record is from RefSeq and is a predicted model, not a curated record. Gene Ontology annotation, molecular function: DNA binding. Lineage: Eukaryota; Viridiplantae; Streptophyta; Magnoliopsida; Brassicales; Brassicaceae. Gene Ontology annotation, biological process: regulation of DNA-templated transcription. Bases 147 to 1367 code for a protein of 406 amino acids. The transcript is spliced from 3 exons.